This is a messenger RNA of Ochlerotatus camptorhynchus, 1770 nucleotides long. RefSeq names its product NtR (gene NtR). Bases 28 to 1725 code for a protein of 565 amino acids. Gene Ontology annotation, biological process: monoatomic ion transport. Gene Ontology annotation, molecular function: extracellular ligand-gated monoatomic ion channel activity. Gene Ontology annotation, cellular component: membrane. The transcript has 9 exons. The record is from RefSeq and is a predicted model, not a curated record. NCBI's taxonomy places the organism in Eukaryota, Metazoa, Arthropoda, Insecta, Diptera, Culicidae.
GCCGUCGUUUCCUUGCAUGAUCCAAUUAUGUGGUUCUUCACGGCCAUUUUUCUAACGGUAGGAUUUUUCCAGUUUGGUUCGACGGAAAGCAAAUACAACGUCACCUAUGCAGAUUUAGACAAGUGCAAGCAGUUCAACGCAAUAAGUGGCUACAACUACCACACCUAUUUCAAGCUGGAGGAACUAGACAAUCACAACCUGGACAACGAAACACUCGUCAAUCUGCGUCUGUUUGUGGUGGCCGCAAAAGAUGCUCACAUUCUCCUGUCCGAUACCAAUUCUACCAGCCCGGAUGCUCAGGUCUAUGAAAUAGUUAUCGGCGCUGGGGCAAACACAUUCAGCGAGAUAAGAAAACAGCGCAAGAAAAAUCCACUUAAAACGAAAAGUACGAAGAACGUGCUAUCACCGAUCGAUCCUUUGCCAUUGCGAAUUCGCAUUACCAGGGAAGGCUUGAUCGAGGUUGGUAUCGAAGGUCAGGAGCUGCCGCUGAUGUCCGCUACCGAUAAGAACCUGAUCGCGGUUCAGUAUUUGAGUUUCAGCUCCUGGGGUUCGACUCACGCCAAAUGGUUCUACGAUUGUGCCUCGGAUGAUGAUUCCCUAACUCAGUUGGAAGAAUUCGAAUCGAUCAAGCUCUUGACACCGAGGGAGCAGUUGAUGUUUGAGCUGGAGAUGAAUUCGACCUUUAGGCCUCCCGAGUGGUUCACACCGAUCGAGAUAAAGCAGCUGGUUUUCACUCGAGUGGCAUACGACUCCUGGAAGAACACGCUUCAAACUAGGUUCUUCCUUCGGGGAGCCUGGCGUGAUAAUCGGACCUCCUGGAUACCGGAAGAGCAUGGCAACAUCACCAGAAUUGUCGGUUUUCAGUUUCUCACCUGGACUCCUAGCGUCUAUGUGAGGGAUGACGCCGAAUUGACGGUGAAUGAAAUGUUCGGUCUGGAUCACGUUUCGUUCACCCACGACGGUUCUUUCGAGUGGCUAUCGAAGGAAAUCACCACGGAUACCUACUGCGCUUUGCGGGACUCGCCCGAAUGGCCACACGAGACCAACGAAUGUGACCUGGCCAUGGCCACCGAGCACGUCACGACGCCACUGAAGCUGAUGCCCGAUGCGGUGAACUUCCACCCGAACAUUAUCCAAUCGGACUGGAAUGUGGAGAAGAUUACCAAGCAUCAACAUGAAAACACGCACGAGUUGUUUGUGCUGAAGGAUGGCAAUCCGCGGAUGGAAUCGAUUCUAAGGCUGCACCUGCGGCGGAACAACGAGUUUUACGAUACGAUUUUGUAUGCUCCGUACUUUACGUCCAACGUGAUGAUUUUGGUGUCGUUUUGGUUGGAUGGGAUACUGAGAAUCUUUGCCAAUACGUUCGGAACCGUGAUGCUGAUUGCGGCUUUCCUGCAGAUGUCUGCUUUUGUGCCGCCUACAAUGAAUCCUAAAAUAUUUGCAUUCUUCCGCUGCAGCCUCUACUUCUCGUGGAUCUGCGUGCUGCUCUUCAUUCUGGACAAAUGGCUACGAACCUAUGCCGCAAAGAUGGCCCCCGACUCUUGGCUAGCACGGCUCAUUAGCUACCCUUACCUGAGAAUCAUACUCCGACUGGAUGGAGCAUCGAACUACGAUACCCUGCAUCAGAAAAAUCUAGAAUGGCGUGACUUUGUGAAGAUGUUGGAUAGAAUUGUCUUCUUGGUAAUGGCCGGAAUACUGAUUGUUUCUUGCUUUAAGAAAAUUUGAAUUUGAUUUUAACUUUCAACUACACAAUAUUAUUCAAUCUGAGCA